CGUCCUUGCCGCCUUGCAUGUUGGCCGCACCAGGUCACAGUGCCAAUGCUCCAGGGCUGCCAGGCUGCCAGGCUACGGAACACUCCAAUCGCGGGAGCCCCGAAUGGGCUAAGCGGCUGCCACUGCCGUCUUGGCAUAUGCACGAUGCCGCUGCGGUACUCGCCUUGGGGAGCAUCAAUUGAUGUCGCCGGCAAGAAUGUCUGUGCCAAGCAGCAGUCGGUGGUGUUUCAGACCCAGCCCGUCCUAGUGCGCUUCGUCGAGCACGUGAAUGUGAAACAACUUGAACGUCUCUCGUUCUUCACAACUUCUUCAUCAUUCUUAUUGUCGCCGCCCAACACCACCGAUCUCAGCCACGACCCCAACAACUCGAUGGCAAGCUGGCCUGAUCAUCGAACCCCGUCGCCGUCAUGAUGCUGUGCCAGAACAGACAAGAGGAUGUCUCAUUUCUUCAGGGAGCUUCGCCUGGCCUCCCAUCGCAGUGCUUCUUCGACACAGUGCUAGCGCCACUACCGACCUGGGUCCUCAUCGUCGCCCUGGCGGCAUUGGGGCUAAUUCGCACCAGAGUGCCGCCUACCGAGGUCCUACACUCCAAUGUUCGCAGACGCUGGGUGCGCAGCGGCACCGUAGGCCUCUACUACUUCUGCAUCUUCGCUAUCGCCCUAAUGGAGUCUAUCGAGAUUGGCCGCCUGGCUAAGGCAGACAUGGGCGUGGGCCUCCUGCCCUUCGUCUACGUCGCGUGCGCAUUGUGUGUGGUCAUGUGCGCCAUGGACUUCCGGAUCGCUGCUGCGCUUGGGUGGAACCGUGGCUGGUGGCAGGAAGGCGUGGCCUUGUUCGGUGCCAUUAGCGGCAUCGUCUCGACGAUGAAAACCAUAGCGGUCGAGGCGCUGGACGCGGGCCCGCGUUUAAACACGGCGUACCCAGUCAGCGACCAGUACACGGACCUUCUUGUACUGGCAGUGCUCUAUUUCGUCCUCUUACUGGUCGUGGUGGUCAUGAAGUACCUAGUCAGGCCUACACCCGCUGCCCCCGGGCCUGCGACUACGGUGAAGGCCUAAGGCAUCUGGCAGACAGGGGUGCCUUAGCCGUCACCACCCACGCCUAUUAAAUAUUCGCGAAGGCUAGUAUAAUGAUUAAUAUGACUGGCCUGUGGGAGCUGGAACUACUAGCUGCGCGCCCGCCGGCAUACUAGGCAUACUUAAGUAGCGAACCGUCGACCAUUUUUUCACAUAUAUUGGAAAUGCAGGCCCGCCCAAUUUUCUUCCG
Messenger RNA from Diaporthe batatas, 1263 nucleotides. RefSeq lists its product as uncharacterized. NCBI's taxonomy places the organism in Eukaryota, Fungi, Ascomycota, Sordariomycetes, Diaporthales, Diaporthaceae. Bases 408 to 1055 code for a protein of 215 amino acids. The record is from RefSeq and is a predicted model, not a curated record. The transcript is spliced from 2 exons.